Molecule: messenger RNA, 321 nt
Organism: Eruca vesicaria subsp. sativa (arugula)
Lineage: Eukaryota; Viridiplantae; Streptophyta; Magnoliopsida; Brassicales; Brassicaceae
Source: the annotation of a GenBank genome assembly
AUGAGCCUGAACUGCCUCACUUGCCACACCCUGCAAAGAUCAGACUCGGACAUAGACAUAGAAAUCCUUAAAGAUUCAAACAUUACAGUACAAAAUGUAACGUCAAAAUAUGAAAAGAUGGCAAGGAAUCGAACAAUGUUGCCAGCGGUGAGACGGGUGAAAAUGGGACAUCGCAGGCUCUACAGCGCGGACGCCGUGGUCUAUAGGGAUCUUGACGAGCCCAAGUUGGCAAGAAGCAGUGGGCUUAGAAGAGAUUGGAGCUUUGAGGAUCUAAAGAAACAAAGAGAUGAGAUAAAAAUUGGAGAGACAAUAAAGGAAUAA